AAUUUCCUAGGACUAAUCGGAAAAAUCUUCAGAUUUCUGUUUUGUGUCGUUUUGGUGGAAUCUUGGACGAGUUUUUCUGGAAUUGAGGGGAAAGUGGGGAAUUCGGCAUCUCACCACCUCUUUUGAUUCUUUUUCGCCACCACCGAAGCGCCACUGGCGACCAUGUUGACAGCGUAAACGUGAUUUUUCACGAGCAAACUUACAUAAUUCUAGUGAAUUUGUUUAUCUCCAGCAGUUGGGGAUCAUGUGGUGAGGAGUGGAGAUCAGAAUGAUGAAUAUCUUGACGGUAAGAUCCUUUCACUUGAUCCGUCCACUAAACUUCUGUUGUUCCUACACGGCGGUCGUCAAACGGAGACAUGCAACGAAAGUGAAUCCCAAGCCUUUGGAAGGAUUGGCAAAGGACGAGAGGUCGCGCGAUGAAUCCAUAGCCAUUUCAGUCGGAGCAACUAAGCCUGCUGUGCUGAUUUCUCUAGAUGUGAACAACAUAAAGCCGCCGCUUCGCUUGCCGGAGACUGGAAAGAUAGAGAAGAAGCCGGCAGCCGAUGCCUGGACGAAGACUCCACUCUCCCCCACACUUCAGCUGUACCUGAAAUUGUCUAAGAUCCGUCUGACCACGCUAGUUGUGGUGACAUCGAUGGCAGGAUAUGCCAUGGCUCCAGCACCAUUCGAUCUCGCCACUUUCGCGCUCUGUUCUGUUGGCACAGGACUUCUUUCCGGCGCCGCAAACUCCAUCAAUCAGUUCUUCGAGGUGCCCUUCGACGCCCAGAUGUCCCGUACGCACAAUCGUGUCCUGGUGAAGGGAAUGCUGACUCCUCUGCAUGCUGUGGCGUUCGCAACCGUUGCGGGGGCGAGUGGCUAUGCCCUGCUGAAUUACGGCGUGAAUGGGCUCGCAGCGUCACUGGGUCUGGCCAAUCUUGUGCUCUACACCUGCAUAUAUACGCCUAUGAAGCGCUACAGCAUCCUCAAUACGUGGGUGGGCUCAUUCGUGGGCGCUAUUCCGCCUGUGAUGGGAUGGGUGGCGUGCACAGGACAUGUGGACACUGGAGCAUGGAUCCUAGCUGCGCUGCUGUACGCCUGGCAGUUCCCGCACUUCAAUGCGCUGUCGUGGAACCUGAGGCCAGACUACUCACGCGCUGGAUACAGAAUGAUGGCUGUGACGAAUCCUCAACUCUGCAGAAGAGUUGCUCUAAGAUAUACAGUUGGAAUUACUGGGAUUUCAUUGUUGGCGCCAGUUCUGGAAGUCACAGAUCCUUGGUUCGCUCUGACAUCCCUGCCUCUCAACCUGUACUUCAGUUAUCUGGCGUGGAAAUUCUACAGAAAUUCAGACAGCAGCAGUUCCCGCAAGCUAUUCCGCUUCUCUCUACUGCACCUGCCAUUGCUUAUGGUGCUCUUCUUGUUGAGCAAGAAACGCUGGAUAUUCCUUGAGGAAGAGAGCAAGAAGGAAGUCAUUAGCCUAAAUACUUCGACGAAACCUUUAGCCAUUGAGUCGCUGAAUGCGUCGAAAUCAGUGUGACAUUGAACCAUUUCUUUGUCUGUAAAUAUAUUAUUAAGUUAUUCAAUGCGCUGCCUAAUGAUGGUCUUAUCUGGAGAUCUCCGAUACGGCCGAUAUGGGCCAGAAACAUGUCAUUUCAGCGAUUUGGGCGCUCUGGACUAAUUAGUUGCCCGGAAUGCCUUUCCUAGACCACUUCUGCUUCUGUUGUUCCGUGCGCCUCGGAGUCAUUUUUGCUGGAGUCUAUGCCUCUCUCUGUUCAAUGACUUGUCUGUACUUUCUCGGGAGCGCGAAAGCGGGUGAUGUUAAGGAGCAGAUAGAGAGAUAUGAAGUGCUGAAGCAGGUGGAAGAUAAUAUCCUGGUGUAUCGAGUUGUCUCCAUUCUUCAUGAUCAUUUGGCGCUAGUCUUAGAGAUUUUCAUCGUCAUCAUUUCACUGCAUCUGGUCUCAUGUUUUCUCCUGAUCACUGGAGCAAUCAGGGUAAUUUCAAUAGAAUGGGAUUUCUUUAGUUUACAUAAUUCACUUUGCAGCUCAGCAAAUAUCUUCUGGUGCCAUUCAUGAUCCUGAACUUGGUGAAGGUUCUUCUAUUUCUGUGCACCCACGUAAUCGCUAUGAUGUGCCUGAAGAAGCACUUGCCUCUGGGAGAACUAAUUGGAGCGACUUGCGCAGGAGGAUUUUACCUUUGUAAGGCUCUUCAAACCACCUAAUCUUCUUUGGAAUGAAUCCAACUCACCUUGCAGUGUUCUUACUCUACAUGUGGGUGACUUCUGUGGCCCUGUAUCAGCAAAUUCUGCUCAUAAAUUCGGAAAAGUAUCGAUUACUAUAUGGUCUUGAGAACUCAAAGGUCAAGCAAGU
Messenger RNA from Phlebotomus argentipes, 2342 nucleotides. It is a transcript of the gene Cox10, whose product is annotated as protoheme IX farnesyltransferase, mitochondrial. The transcript has 3 exons. The record is from RefSeq and is a predicted model, not a curated record. Gene Ontology annotation, molecular function: protoheme IX farnesyltransferase activity. NCBI's taxonomy places the organism in Eukaryota, Metazoa, Arthropoda, Insecta, Diptera, Psychodidae. Gene Ontology annotation, biological process: heme biosynthetic process. Bases 269 to 1513 code for a protein of 414 amino acids. Gene Ontology annotation, cellular component: membrane; mitochondrion.